This is a messenger RNA of Neospora caninum, 5748 nucleotides long. RefSeq lists its product as hypothetical. The transcript is spliced from 16 exons. Gene Ontology annotation, cellular component: endoplasmic reticulum. Gene Ontology annotation, molecular function: protein disulfide isomerase activity. Bases 1 to 5748 code for a protein of 1915 amino acids. The record is from RefSeq and is a predicted model, not a curated record. NCBI's taxonomy places the organism in Eukaryota, Apicomplexa, Conoidasida, Eucoccidiorida, Sarcocystidae. Gene Ontology annotation, biological process: response to endoplasmic reticulum stress; protein folding.
AUGAAGGCCGGCCGCCCUGUGACAGCGGGCUCGCCCGGGCCGAAAGCGGCGUCUCUGGCGCGUCGACGUUCGGGUGUCGCGGGGUGUUUUUCUCGCGCGAGCGCCGCGUUCAAGCGUCUCCGCCGAUACUUGACAGUGUCGUCGCUCUCUCUCGUCGUUCUCCUCUUUGCGCUCUGCUACUACGUCGUGCAAAGGCGCCUCCUGAGUGCGUCGCAUCUGAGUUUCGUGGCGGAGGGCCCCGGUAUGCACCCGGGCUUCAACGUCCCGUCUCGCUUCUUCUCGCUCUCGCUCCACUCCGACAAAGGUGCGUUGACGGAGGGAGAGAAACAGGCUCUUUCCUCCGAGUUCAGCGUGUCCUGGUCGACUACGCCGCGCCUUCCCGGAGGCGCGAAGCUGAGCUCGCAAGUGGUCAGUCGACAAGAUGGAACUUUCCUCUUCCGCUUCUCGCUCCACGACGCCAUUCCCGCGGGGCACACGCUCAGCGGAAAGGUUCUCUACGCUGGCAAAAAGCCAGACAGAAGCAUCGUUGAGCCGUUCGUCUUCAAGAUGGAAGGCCCCAUCCACCCGGCAACUUGCAGAUGCCCGGAAAACGCAGACGCCUGGAAGCAGGCACUCAGCUGUCCUCGCACCCUGCCCCGCCAACUGGAACGGGAUAUCUCGAAAUUCCCCGUCGUCGACUUGGCACGUCUGAGAAAGGACGGCCCGGCGUUCGCGGCGCCCAAUACCCUGCGGACAGUGGUUCACUACGUGGUCAAGGAUAACCAAAUUUUCCGUCGGCACUUUGGGCCUCUCCCGGGUUUCCAGUACUUCAUCGACAACGUCUUGCUUUACCUCGCUGCAGCUGUCAAGCUUCCGGAUGUUGAGUUUUUCAUGAACUUGGGCGACUGGCCUCUGGAGAAACGCAAUGCAGACGAAGGCGGUUUGCCGCUCUUCUCCUGGUCGGGCUCCGACGACACCUUCGACAUCAUUCUUCCUCAGUGGGAUGUCGCCAAGACUAGCACCGUGGGUCUCGGCAAGUCGCAACCCGAUCUCCUCACGAUUCAGGCGCGAUCGGGAGAACCUCUGGCGAAGCGCAUUCCGAAGGCUCUCUUCCGCGGCAGAGACAGCAACUCGCUGCGCGUGAAACUCGCGGAACUCGCCCAGAAGCACGACAUUCUCGACGUGGCAAUCACCAGUUGGGAAAACGACACGUACGCCGAGCAGGAGAAGAAACUUGGAGGCGGCUACAAAUCCCGAAUUCCUCUCGAGAAGUUCGGCGAGUACAAAUACCAACUCCUCGUCGACGGAAGCGUCGCACCCUUCCGGACGCCCUACCUCCUCAUGACUGGAAGUCUCCCGUUGAAGCACGAGUCGCGGUACUACGAGUGGUUCUACGGGGACCUAAAGGCUGGCGUCCACUACCUUCCCUUCAAGAACGAUCUUUCCGAUCUCGUGGACCAGCUGAAGUGGGCGGAGGAGCACCCUGUCGAGGCUCAAGCCAUCGCCGACCGGGCUCGCCAGUACGCCCAAGAGCACUUGGUUCCGAACAAGAUUUUCUGCUACUACUUCCAAGCUCUCGAGGUGUACGCGUCUCGACAGAAAGGCACGCCGACAGUCGCCGACGACAUGGUGAAAGUCGAUCCCACGACGGCUCCGCCGCGGUGCGCGUGCGAGGCAGAGCCGCGGAAAGACGCAAACCGUCCUUAUCCGCUCGUUCAGCUCUACUCCGGAAACAUCGCGAACGUCCUCGAAAAGGAAAAGGUCGUUGUGAUUGCCUCGUACUCCUCCUUCUGCAACAAGAGUUCCUCGUUCCUACCUAAAUUCCUCAAGGCGGCCCGGGCGUUCGCCGACAAGAAGGCGCCUGUCACGUUCGCCCUGGCCGACGGUCUCACGAACCGGUACCCAGAGCCCUUCGACUUCUGCAACUACAAAUCUCAGCCGCGAGUUCUCGUUCUGCCGCCGGGACACGACCGAGAGAAAGUUCAAGUCAUGGAGGACGCCCUCACCGUGUACAACACGGUGGAAUUCGUCGCCAAGCACGUAGCUGCGGAGUUCCGGCCCACGGUCCCCGAAGAUCUGGCUGAAGUCAUGUCCCAGGCAGUCCCUGAAGACAACUCGAAACCGGUCAAAGUUGUCGUCGGGAACACCUUCGACAGCAUCGUCUUCAACGAAGAAAAGGACGUUCUCUUGGAGAUCUACGCGCCGUGGUGCGGACACUGCAAGAACCUGAAGCCGACCUACGAAGAGUUUGCUCGUCUCGCCUCGCUCUCUCCGUCUGCAAAGUCUCUCGUAGUGGCGAAGAUGGACGGGACGGAGAACUCAACCCGACACAAGGCGUUUUCCUGGUCGGCCUAUCCCACCAUUUUGUUCAUCAAGGCCGGGUCUCGAACGCCCAUUCCCUUCUCAGGUCCCCGCACGCUCCGAGGGUUCUACGACUUCAUUGUGAAGCACGGGAGCAACCCCGCGCUCGACAUCGCUGGCAUUCCGCCGCCAGAGGUGGAUGUCUUCUCCGGCCCUAGUGCGGCCACAGUCGUGAACGCCGCGAACUUUGACAAAAUCGUCAACGGGGACAAGGAUGUUCUCCUCGAGGUGUACGCCCCGUGGUGUGGGCACUGCAAGCGCCUGCAGCCCGUGUACGAGGCGUUCGCCACCGCCGCAGCAAAAUCCCCGAGCGCCCGCGCACACCUUGUCGUCGCCAAGAUGGACGGCACCGAAACCCGACCCUCCCAGGAUGACUUCAAGAUCACCGGCUUCCCCACCAUUUGGUUCAUCAAGAAGGGAAGCGGCAAGCCCAUCAAACAUACCGGGGGCCGAUCGGCAAGGGACCUGCUGAAGUUUGUGCAGGAACAUGCCACGUCGAAGAUCGAGGUCGAAUUGCCGCCAGAGGAGCCACCGAAGCCUUUGUCCCAGUCAGUGCCUACCGAUAACAGUGGCCCAGUGAAGGUCAUUGUGAGGAACACUUUCGAGAAGGAGGUGUUGCAGAGCGACAAGGACGUGUUGCUGGAGGUGUACGCCCCGUGGUGCGGCCACUGCAAGAAGCUCGAGCCUGUGUAUGAGGCAUUCGCGCGAGAAGCUGCAAAAUCGGCAACUGCCGCGAAGAAUCUGGUUGUAGCGAAGAUGGACGGGACUCAAAACACGCUAGACAACCCCGAGUUCAAAUGGACAGGCUUCCCCACCAUUUGGUUCAUCAAGAAGGGAAGCGGCAAGCCCAUCAAACAUAGCGGGGGCCGAUCGGCAAGGGACCUGCUGAAGUUUGUGCAGGAACAUGCCACGUCGAAGAUCGAGGUCGAAUUGCCGCCAGAGGAGCCACCGAAGCCUUUGUCCCAGUCAGUGCCGACCGAUAACAGUGGCCCAGUGAAGGUCAUUGUGAGGAACACUUUCGAGAAGGAGGUGUUGCAGAGCGACAAGGACGUGUUGCUGAAGGUGUACGCCCCGUGGUGCGGCCACUGCAAGAAGCUCGAGCCUGUGUAUGAGGCAUUUGCGCGAGAAGCUGCAAAAUCGGCAACUGCUGCGAAGAAUCUGGUUGUCGCGAAGAUGGACGGGACUCAAAACACGCUAGACAACCCCGAGUUCAAAUGGACAGGCUUCCCCACCAUUUGGUUCAUCAAGAAGGGAAGCGGCAAGCCCAUCAAACAUACCGGGGGCCGAUCGGCAAGGGACCUGCUGAAGUUUGUGCAGGAACAUGCCACGUCGAAGAUCGAGGUCGAAUUGCCGCCAGAGGAGCCACCGAAGCCUUUGUCCCAGUCAGUGCCUACCGAUAACAGUGGCCCAGUGAAGGUCAUUGUGAGGAACACUUUCGAGAAGGAGGUGUUGCAGAGCGACAAGGACGUGUUGCUGGAGGUGUACGCCCCGUGGUGCGGCCACUGCAAGAAGCUCGAGCCUGUGUAUGAGGCAUUCGCGCGAGAAGCUGCAAAAUCGGCAACUGCUGCGAAGAAUCUGGUUGUCGCGAAGAUGGACGGGACUCAAAACAUGCUAGACAACCCCGAGUUCAAAUGGACAGGCUUCCCCACCAUUUGGUUCAUCAAGAAGGGAAGCGGCAAGCCCAUCAAACAUACCGGGGGCCGAUCGGCAAGGGACCUGCUGAAGUUUGUGCAGGAACAUGCCACGUCGAAGAUCGAGGUCGAAUUGCCGCCAGAGGAGCCACCGAAGCCUUUGUCCCAGUCAGUGCCUACCGAUAACAGUGGCCCAGUGAAGGUCAUUGUGAGGAACACUUUCGAGAAGGAGGUGUUGCAGAGCGACAAGGUGUACGCCCCGUGGUGCGGCCACUGCAAGAAGCUCGAGCCUGUGUAUGAGGCAUUUGCGCGAGAAGCUGCAAAAUCGGCAACUGCCGCGAAGAAUCUGGUUGUCGCGAAGAUGGACGGGACUCAAAACACGCUAGACAACCCCGAGUUCAAAUGGACAGGCUUCCCCACCAUUUGGUUCAUCAAGAAGGGAAGCGGCAAGCCCAUCAAACAUACCGGGGGCCGAUCGGCAAGGGACCUGCUGAAGUUUGUGCAGGAACAUGCCACGUCGAAGAUCGAGGUCGAAUUGCCGCCAGCGGAGCCACCGAAGCCUUUGUCCCAGUCAGUGCCGACCGAUAACAGUGGCCCAGUGAAGGUCAUUGUGAGGAACACUUUCGAGAAGGAGGUGUUGCAGAGCGACAAGGUGUACGCCCCGUGGUGCGGCCACUGCAAGAAGCUCGAGCCUGUGUAUGAGGCAUUUGCGCGAGAAGCUGCAAAAUCGGCAACUGCUGCGAAGAAUCUGGUUGUCGCGAAGAUGGACGGGACUCAAAACACGCUAGACAACCCCGAGUUCAAAUGGACAGGCUUCCCCACCAUUUGGUUCAUCAAGAAGGGAAGCGGCAAGCCCAUCAAACAUACCGGGGGCCGAUCGGCAAGGGACCUGCUGAAGUUUGUGCAGGAACAUGCCACGUCGAAGAUCGAGGUCGAAUUGCCGCCAGAGGAGCCACCGAAGCCUUUGUCCCAGUCAGUGCCGACCGAUAACAGUGGCCCAGUGAAGGUCAUUGUGAGGAACACUUUCGAGAAGGAGGUGUUGCAGAGCGACAAGGUGUACGCCCCGUGGUGCGGCCACUGCAAGAAGCUCGAGCCUGUGUAUGAGGCAUUUGCGCGAGAAGCUGCAAAAUCGGCAACUGCUGCGAAGAAUCUGGUUGUCGCGAAGAUGGACGGGACUCAAAACACGCUAGACAACCCCGAGUUCAAAUGGACAGGCUUCCCCACCAUUUGGUUCAUCAAGAAGGGAAGCGGCAAGCCCAUCAAACAUACCGGGGGCCGAUCGGCAAGGGACCUGCUGAAGUUUGUGCAGGAACAUGCCACGUCGAAGAUCGAGGUCGAAUUGCCGCCAGAGGAGCCACCGAAGCCUUUGUCCCAGUCAGUGCCUACCGAUAACAGUGGCCCAGUGAAGGUCAUUGUGAGGAACACUUUCGAGAAGGAGGUGUUGCAGAGCGACAAGGACGUGUUGCUGGAGGUGUACGCCCCGUGGUGCGGCCACUGCAAGAAGCUCGAGCCUGUGUAUGAGGCAUUUGCGCGAGAAGCUGCAAAAUCGGCAACUGCUGCGAAGAAUCUGGUUGUAGCGAAGAUGGACGGGACUCAAAACACGCUAGACAACCCCGAGUUCAAAUGGACAGGCUUCCCCACCAUUUGGUUGGUGAGGAAAGGCAGCGGAAAACCCAUUGAAUUCAAUGGUGUUCGAACAGUUGAUGGGUUGCGGGAGUUCGUUGUGGAGCAUGCUAGCGUGAGUGGAAUGUUUGAUUCCACGCGUGAUGAACUAUGA